AUCCCUAUCAAUAUCAAUAUAGAUCAAGAUAUGUUACAAUUAUUAAUUAAACUGUUUUACUUUAUACAAUGGCAAUGAAACUGGACGGCAGUACAUUGAAGAAAAUAGGGUUUCUAACGACGGUUUUGCUGUCAUGCCAUUUUCUUCCAAUGAUUCUCAAUAAGCAGGACAGAAAUGCAAGAGCAAAGGCAAGAAGUGCAUCAGCAUAGUUAGAUAUUGCAAAUUUGAAUUUUUUAGAGUUGGGCAGCUGACGGUCGGGUCACGAUGGGAGCCUUCCCGUGCCCGCUGUGUGGCCGCAGCUUCGCAUCCAAACACUACCUGAAUCAGCACGUGCUGGCUCACUCAGGAGAAGGCGGCCGGUUCCGCUGCCAGCAGUGUGACAAGUCGUACCUCAUCGUCUCCCACCUGGCCGACCACAUGAGCUCCCACUCAACCACCUACGACCACCUGUGUGACGUGUGCGGACGCCGCUUCAAGCACAGGAAGCAGCUAAGGGUGCACGCCGUCCUGCAUAAGGGUAUAAAGCCGUACCGUUGCGACCAGUGCAGCUACUCGGCCUCCUUCCUCUCAGGGCUGGCUCGUCACAAGAAGACCCACGCGGCGCCCGAUCAGCGACCUCACCCGUGCCCCGAGUGUCCGCUACGCUUCCUCACGCGUCAGAACCUCCAGAGUCACCGGCGGCGGCGGCACCGGCGUCACUCUGCCACACUGCUCCUGGCGCUCGCCGCCCCCGCCCCCGCCCCCGCCCCCGCCGAGGAGACGAGGACGGAGGACGGUCCUCCGGCGGGGGAGGACAGUGAGAUUGAGGACGAUCCUGUGAGGUCCCCGACGGAUGGAGACGCGGAUGGGGCGGAGCUGGAGACGGAUAGUCAAUCGACCGACACCACCGACCAGCACAGCUCGUCCGGGUUCGACCUAUCACUCCCUCCCGGUCUGGCGCGUCACGACGCCUUCCUGGAGGAUGACGACACCACGAGCGGCUGCCGUCUGCUCGACAACGUCACUCUAACGUCGGCCGCCGGCCGCGAGGACGCCGACGCCGGCGGACAGCUGCUGGCGGCGCGACCCGACUCUCCCCCGGCCGGCGCGCCGUCCCUGGCAGACCAGCUGUUCGCUGAGGCGGCGGCGGGGGUACUGGACGGUACGGAUCCCGGCGCGAUGGUUCUGGACGAACGAGUGCCCAUGGUAGGUGUGGAAAUGGAGCUUAAUGAUCAGUAGUGGGGAGUGGGUGGAGGUGGGAGGGGUCGGUAGGAUGGUGGUUCAUACUUCAUUGUGCAGGGAUUGUGAUUUGCUUGUAUACCAGUCCCGAUCUUUAGCUAUGGUGUGUUUUAGAGAUGAAACGCUGUAGUGCAGCUGAUGUUUGCUGUUUUGAUGUAAUUUUUGUGAUCUGGAGUUCUUUUCGGUAGUCAUGACAUGCAGCUGUUAUUGUAUCUACAAAGUGGCGUUGUUUUACUGCCACAAUUCACUGCAGGCUGCCUUUAGCUGAUUAACAGUUUUAUUGCUAGGAUUGUACUUUUAGUGCCAUCGACUCCAUAGAUAGGCUAUCUUCUGCGACAGAUACCGGCUGGUGGAAUGUCUAAUAUCUUGCAUGACUACAGGUAUCGUGCCAUAUUAGUCGGCUGCUUUAGUCGUCUUUAUUGGGCAGGUGGGCCAUUUUGAGCCAGCUGCUUAUAUUGUCGUGCGACGAGCGAUGUGACGCCAGUGUGACCUGCAGUUCUGAUCUGCGUGAUUUUCAGCAAGUAGAGUCUUCUAUCGAGCAGCUUACCUGCGACAUACCCAAAUGGUACCCCUUCUCGAAUGCAGGUACUGCUCGCUCCUUUAUAUACAAACUUCCACUUCUUUACUGUGCCAUACCUAUUGCGCAUGACUAUUUGAUUGCUGAAGGGCCAGAUUUUUGUGUCCCUUAGGUCCUUAGUUCUUUAUCUGACUGGAUUUUGGUGGGCGUUUGCCGAGGAUGGCUGCAAUAUUUUAACUCAUUGAUAACAUUUUAGUAGAUUGCCUUGUGUUUGCGUAUGUCCAUGACAGCUGUACCGUUUGUUGAGAUCAACAACAAUCUGUGUUGUACCAAAUAGUGCAGCUAUAAGUUGGGCCGGGGGUUUACGAUUUCGGGAGGGAUACUACGAUAGGAACGUUGUCUUCCUGUGGGUCGGGAUGGCACGAAGUGUUAUACUACAUAGAAUCGGAGGUAACCCAAAGUCCAGUGUUCCGUCAAACCACCGUUUGAAUCGAGGUCCCCUGAACAAAGCUUUGAUUUUCGUCAUCAUCGUUAUGGCACAUGUCAAAAAUGUGAAAUGAUUGCUGAAUAUAAAUAUAUUUACAAACAGUUGUGCAA
Messenger RNA from Amphibalanus amphitrite, 2332 nucleotides. Its product is annotated as zinc finger protein 316-like. The coding region runs from base 265 to 1218 and encodes 317 amino acids. NCBI's taxonomy places the organism in Eukaryota, Metazoa, Arthropoda, Thecostraca, Balanomorpha, Balanidae. The transcript is spliced from 5 exons. Gene Ontology annotation, cellular component: nucleus. The record is from RefSeq and is a predicted model, not a curated record.